Eremothecium sinecaudum is the source of this 1659-nucleotide messenger RNA. RefSeq names its product acetyl-CoA:L-glutamate N-acetyltransferase (gene ARG2). NCBI's taxonomy places the organism in Eukaryota, Fungi, Ascomycota, Saccharomycetes, Saccharomycetales, Saccharomycetaceae. The transcript has a single exon. Gene Ontology annotation, molecular function: L-glutamate N-acetyltransferase activity, acting on acetyl-CoA as donor; arginine binding. The record is from RefSeq and is a predicted model, not a curated record. The coding region runs from base 1 to 1659 and encodes 552 amino acids. Gene Ontology annotation, cellular component: mitochondrial matrix. Gene Ontology annotation, biological process: L-arginine biosynthetic process.
AUGGUUUCCCUUGAGCCUUUCGGUAAUCUAAAUGUUCAUAGCAGCUCACUAAUGGGUCUUAAGUACUUUGCUUCAAAGGAUAAAUCACCGGUCCCGAAUUUUUUUACAAGACAGCUGAUACUUUCGGUGCUGGUUUCCUCUGCUACUAAAAGAGAAGCUAAAGAUUACUUGGAGAAGUACAAAGAUGGGGCACUAAAAUACUGCAUACUAUAUUUGAGAGAUGUUUCCACCUAUACACAGGACCUGCUGGAUAGUUUUGUAGAUACCGUUGCAACGAUGGAAGCUUUAGGAAUUAGGCUAAUAUUUGUUCUGGAUCCUGACGGUAAUCCCAUGGAAGAGUGCAACCGACUGCAAGAAAAAUUUCUUUUAUGUGGUAUCAAUGCUACACCGGUUUCUGGAUUGUUGUCAAAAAAGCGUGAUGGCUCAGUAUCGUUAAGUUUUAUCCCCCCUUUAGACGUAACACUGAUUAUUCUGCCGUUCAUAUAUAAGGAAGAAUCAGCAAUGUGCGAAGUGGUCACUGAUAAAGCUGAGUUUAUGGGAAAUCUAGUGCAUCAUAUUCCUUAUGAGAUAGACAAGUUUUUUAUUAUAAAUAAAGUCGGCGGAAUACCUUCUAAUGAGAGGAAUAACAACAGCCAUGUCUUUAUAAAUUUAUCUCAGGAAUAUGAAUCAUUGUUGGAAGAAUUAAAUGGAAGAAUUGAGUCGGAGAAUGCGAACAAAUUAAGUGACAACAAUUUCAACGUUCGCGCUGAUAUAGAUAGAUCUUCGCAUGUUGCAUUGAUUGACCAUAUGGAGGAUUUAAAAAUGAUGCACGGGGUUCUGUGCCAGUUAUCGCGUUCCUCAACGGGAGCAAUAACUAGUAUUUGGUCAGCUGUUAAGCGUACUAAUCCGUUGCUGUACAACCUUCUUACAGACAGGGCGUUAAUAUCUCCUUCAUUACCUCGUUUUAAAAGCAGUGAAUUCUUAAACCAGCCUUUCAAAAACAUUGUUAAAAUGCCACAAAAUAAGCUAAAGGAUCCAGCUCUUUCGACUACCAUUCUUAAGAAUGGAAUCAACAUAGAAAUAUUCGAUUUCCAGCUUCUUUCGCCCGAAAAUACAGUUGGGUUACCUCUCAAUAAACAAUAUUCACAAGACUUCUCCGUUGGUGAUUCGAUCUCUAAAAACGCUCGUAAACUUGACAUUAGGAAAGUUAAAAGGCUGAUAGAAAAUACUUUUGAACGCCCAUUAAACUUGAAUCAUUACUUAGACCGCAUUAAUGGCCAUAUUGCCAGCAUUAUAGUCAUUGGUGAUUACGAAGGCAUAGCGAUAUUAACUUAUGAAGGCCCAAAGGAUAGACGCUUUGUAUACCUGGAUAAGUUUGCAAUUAUGCCUCACUUGAGAGGUUCGCUAUGCAUUGCGGACGUGAUAUUUAACCUGAUGUUUAAAAAGUUUCCCAAAGAAGUAUUGUGGAGAAGUAGACGUGAAAAUAUAAUCAAUAAAUGGUACUUUCAACGAAGCACAGGUGUGUUAGACUUAUCGAUAAAUUUGGGAGGGCAAAACCAAAAAUCGAGUUUAUUUAAACUUUUCUAUUAUGGAACCACGGAAGAUAAUACUUUUGAAGACUGUAAACGUUUAGGAGAAUAUGCAAGUUACGUUAGAGACAUUGUUCCUUCAUGGAUCUGA